AAUAUCAAAGACAAAUUUCAUUAUUUUACAAGUACAAAUUUCAGUUGUAUAUUUAUCACCGCUCGUAAAAACAUAGUGCGUAUCCUACAGUCUGUGUAAACACGUGUCACCCCUGGAACCAAAACUAAGUUAUCUCUUUCUCUCUCUUUCUCUUUUUUUUCUCUGUUUCUAUCUAUCUAUCUCUCUGUUUGUCGACAUUGAAAGGAAGAAUACGGGCGAGUAGUUUUACGCAGCCUUUGAAAACUCACAGUCGCUCUUCGGUACUCGAACCAACUCGAGAAACGUAGUUACUAUUAAAAUGUAAAACGUACUUACAUGAUUUUAUCGUUAUAUCGUAUAUAUUUCUGUGUGCCUAAAUAUGGAAAACACCAAGCAACGGAGGAAAUCUCUCGAAGAAAAAGCCAACUUUGGAAAGCCUGCUUUCGUGAUAAUAACAUAACCUACGAGAAUGGCAAGGACGAUAUGAAUGAUUCAUCGACGGUCAUCGAGCGGCAGCUCGAUAUGGAUGUAACUCUCGAGGACAACAAUUUGAAAGUAUUGCCAAUGCAAAAUGUGGCACGACAAGAUUCGGGAGUCCCAGAGGAUCUUGUAUCUCCGGUUUGUGAUGCUAACAAGUCGUUGGACGACGAGGAUCCAGACUGUACUAUGAACAGUGAUUGUAAUAUUACGGUGAUACACGUUACGGAAUCGGAGAAUCGAAAUAAGGAAGAAGAUAGAUCUUCGUCUACGUCGUUGGUUAACGUCGAUAGGAAAGAGUACACGGGUGAGAGCAAGGAUAGCAAAGAUGGAAGCGAUAGUGGAGUCGAGGGUUGCGCGACUGAAGUACCAAGAGUACGUAGCCGAAACAGUAUAGACUAUGCCAGCAGUUGUGGAGGUCUCGACGAAGCUUCCUGCGAUUCGAGUUUAGUUAGUUGUUGUUCCGUAUACGAGGAUCCAUGUGCAACGCUUCCGGACGACGUUAGAUUAACAACAGGGGGUGAAGGUACGAGCGAAGGUGGUAGCGAGAGUUCGUCGAUCGCUGGUAGCGUAUCAGCCAGGGCAAAUCGUAGUAACGCUAAAAGGACCUCGACCGUUUCGAGCUCGAGUAAAAAGAAAACGAUUAACAGCGAGACACCGAAGACGAGCCGCGUGAAACCAGCUCUCUUGAACGCUAAUUACGUACCAACGACUCCACGUUCGAAACCAAGGGUCAAUACGCCAAGAAAUAUUCUUGGUAAAACGCAGCCGGUUGUAAGGGACAGAGCUAGGUCUAGGGAGAAAUCAGGUGCGAGAGAGUCGAAUUGCGAGAGUACAACCGGUAAUACUCGUAUGUCGUCAAAUUUUCGUUCUGCUAGUGGCACGGUACAACAGAGAACGAGAACAAGACCAAUCCCACCAGAUUCACUGCCUUCGGUAUUGACUACAGAAAUAAACAAGGAUCUUGCUCAACGCGGUAGAGGUGGUUCGAGCGGUUCGAGAUCUCGUGGUGGUUCUAGUACUAGAAUAACUCGUACCCCGGGUUCAACCCCGUCCGAGGAGACACGUAAACCAUUGCCAAGUUCGCGUACCCUUUAUAAUACCGGUAGGACCGAACCGGUAAAGAAUUCACGUUUGGACAAAAUGACUAUUAGUUUGGACAACAAAGCAUUGGAUGCUUACGCAACGUUACCACGUAGAAAUAAGAAUAAAAUGACGAUUGUUAAGACUAAUGAGAAGACUGACAAGAUGGUCAGGAGUAGGUCAGGUAGCAGAGACGGUAGUAUUGGUAGACAACCAGAAAAAAAGGCACUAAGUGCUAGGGAUUCCGUUCAUAAGAGUUUACCGCCUUAUCCUAGAAAUAAACCAAUCGAAAAGACAAGGAUUUAUCAUGAAAUCGGAAUACAAACGGGCUUGACCGGCAACGACAUAGACAAUGCAUUGUCCGGUAUACCCAGUGCCGUCCCAGGACCCGAUAUAAUCGAACGUUUGCACGAAGCUGUACAGACCGAUGGCACGUGGGAGGACAUGCAGACAAUGCAGAAUGAUUUGAAACGUUUGAACGAGGAAACGAACGUCAAAAAGGAAGAAAAUGAUAAGCUCAAAACUGAAAUAGUCGAGGUUAAACGUCUCUUGGAGGAAGAACAGGCUGAUCAUGCAUUCGCACGGCAAGAAUUAGAUAGAAACGCUCGAAGAGUUUUGGCGAUGUUGGGGACACCACAAUCAGAACAUGCAGAGGGUAGCGACAGUUUCUUAGAAUUGGAGUCUCAUUUGCAAUCUUCGGGACAAGUUGUUGCCAAUCAGCAAAUCGAAAUAGCCGAUCUGCAAUCACUUUGUCGUAUGCUUAGCAGGGAUUUGGAAAAGAGUUUGGCAGCGCAAAAAGCUUUGUUACAACAACAACAGGAAUUGGAGGCUGAGUCCGCGGAGAUGCAAGAUUUUCUUCAACAAGAAAAAACAACUCUGGCAGACGCGUUAAAGGAUGCCGAGAUCGAGUUAAAGAAAAAAGAAGAAGCUUUGACUCAACGAGAUGCGGAAUUGGAAAGGCAGACGGAGGAAUGUAAACAUUUAGUCCGAAUCAGUGAACAGCGAAGGCAAGAGAAUUUAUCUUUGAACAUGAAAUUAAAUGCGGUAGAACGAAAAGGGCGAGAACUUCUAUUAACCCAAGGCGCUACCAUAUCUGGCGCAUCAGUGGCACUUUCAGGUCUGGGAACUCGAUUGGAGGGAUUGGUAGAUCAAUUAAUAACAUCUUACAAUAUUUCAGUAAAAGAUCUCGAGGAUGUGGUAUAUCACAACGAAGCAUACAGUCGAAGCAACAGUAGUAUAGAAUCGAGUCCUGUUAGCUCAAAGAAUAGCUUGAAAGAAUGUACUCCUAGUCCAAAAAGUGGUUCUUUUGUUUCCGCUGUUAUCGGUGCAAUCCGUAACGCAGCGACACAUCCUUUUGUAACGAAGACUGCUGAUAAAAAGUCAUCUAUAGAAUCGGCGAAACAAAUGUACAAAGACAUAAGUAUGGACUCGUCUUCCGAUCUACUCGAUUUUGAAACCGAACCGUGUUUGAUGAUGGAAAGCGUUUUGGAAGACGUUACCUUGCCGGAUACUUAUUCGCACAAUAUGAUAUCUAGUAGCGACUCUCUUCGUAGAGCUUUAAGCUUUCCAGAAACCGUCGAUGAAAAUAGUAUUAAGAAGACAAAAGCACUCGACGAAUGUACGAGUCUAACGAAUCUCACGCAGGCUAUAUUACAUCGCAGAAAAGUACAAGACGAAGAGGAAGACGAAUGUGAAUCCGUAAGUGAAUCAGACACUGGGACCAACGACGGACCACUUCCGUUAACGGAUUACUGUCCAGCAGUAAGCCUUGUCGAUCAAGUUAUAGACGUCGAUAAUCUCGUUACGAAACUUUUAAAAGUGUUACGGAUAAUACAGCUUGAAAAUGAUACGUGUAUACAAGAGUUAAAAGAAGAUAAAUGUGAUUUAGAAACAAAAUUAGAAGUUGCCUUGACCGAAUUAGAGGAGCUACGUAAGAUCGUAGAUAGUACCUAUCAAUCCGAAGACAUUUUAUGCAAUGUGCCAGAUCGAAAGCGUAGUGUCGUGGAAAAUUGUCGUCUUCUGAUUAAGGAGAUGUCAAAUGGAAUAAUUCCUCUAUAGGCGGGUAAGGAGGAAUUAAAAUUUGAUGAGCCCGCAGACGCUAAUAAUAGUGGCUCUCCAGAAGCUAGAAACUGUGAGGAUCUCAACGCAAACGAAGAAGCCCAAAUCUCCUCUUAAGUACACAUUAUCUUUGGUACUGACAAUGUAUACAAUUAAUGUGCAACUAUUUUCUUUUUCUAUUUUCUUUUCUUUUCUUUUCUUUUCUUUUCUUUUCUUUUCUUUUCUUUUCUUUUCUUGCUCAUUCUUGUAUUCUUUCUAUCUUUUUUCUUUUUUAUUUUUAUUUUUAUUUUUAUUUAUUAUUAUUAUUAUUUUUUUUUUUUUUUUUACUUUUUUGUUCUCCUUUUUUUUGCUCUGUGUAAAAAGAGAAACAUGUAGACGUCCUGUAUUCAUCGUUAUAAUUUAUAAAUGUUGCCAUGUGAGAAAUUAUUUACAGCGAUAUAACGACAUAAGAUAUACGAAUGCUUGUAACAAAGUUUUUUUUUCGUACAGUUCGUGUCUUUUUUCUUUCUUUUUUUUUUCUUUCUUUUUUUUUCUUGUUCCUUUUUUUUAUAUUCUCUUUAUCGCAUUGACGUUCUCAUAUUAUUACGAGACUGUGUGUUUUCAUCACAGGAAAAUAUCUUUGUAUAUAGUGAACAAAUAUUGACGACAUUAAUUAAAAAAAAAAAGAAGAAAAAAAUGAAAAAAAAACCACAAAAAAUAGAAAAGAAACAAAAAAAAAGAAGAAAACAGAAAACACAAAAAAAAAGGAACAAAUCAAUAUCUGCUCGUAAUAAAGGAAAGUAAUAAAGGAAAUUAGGUUGGAUUAAAUCGAGCGUAGGUUUCAAAAUGAAUUGUCCUUUUAGAUCAUAUUGAUAAAAGAGAAUAAAUAUAUUCUGCUCUUUUAAUUAUUCGUUAUGUAGAAUUUAGAAAGUUCAAAAAAAAAAAAGAGAAAAGAAAAUAAAGAAGAAGCAACCGCAUUUCACUUAUAUUAUAACAGUAUUUUUUAGAGUACCAUGUACUACAACAGAGUACAUUUUAUUUAUCGAUAAAGUUCCAAAGAGUUGCAACCUCGCACAAGCGAUUCUUGCAUAUAAUAAGAGAUAGAAAGAGAUUUGAAAAAAUCAUAAAAACAAAAUUGGAUGUCGAUCAUUAAAAAUCCUUUUUGUUCUAUGAAAGUAUUCAAAACUAAUAAUGUGUAUAGAUAUAUAUAUACAUAAUGUUUUCCAAAGUCGAGAGAACACAGGGUACACUAGUUUUACAAUAUAAUUAUUAUGAUUAUGAUUAUGAUUAUUAUUAUUAUUAUUAUUAUAAUUAUAAUUAUUAAAAAAGAAAAGAGAAAAAAACGAACAAACAAACAAAGAAGAAAAAACGAACAAUUUAAUGUCGGUCGUAUUACAAAUUAAUUAAUAAAUAACGAAAGGAACGUUAAAUAUAUGGAUAAAAUAUGAUCAUGACAAUUUGGAGAUAUGUAUGUAUGUGUCUCGUUUACUUGUUAUUACAGUCAUGAACGUGUUAAGAAUAAUAGUCAAUUGGAAUUUCGUUUUUAUCGUAUCGAACGUAAGUCAGUUUAUAAUUUUAAGUGUUUAACGAUGAACAAUAUAGUCGGACGAUGCUAUAUAAUGCUGCUUUAUAUAUAUAUAUACAUACAUAUAUACAUACAUAUAUAUAUAUAUACAUACAUACAUAUACAUAUAUAUAUAUAUAUGUAUAUAUAUGUAUAUAUUAGGAUUGCAAUAUAUUUGAAAAUGUAUUCUUGUAUACACAUCCUCGACUUCCAAACAUAAGGACGCAUAUAUUUUAAUGAUUGUAUAUAAACAGAAGCUGUGACGCUUAUUUUCCAUUAUCGUGUGUUUCACAAGCCAAUAUAAAAUUUGUUCUUACAAAAUGCAUUACGUGUUAUUUAGAGAGAACUGUAUUCGCGAAGUGUCUUCUGGAAAUAAUCAUUUUCAAAAAUAAAAAAAGAAAAGAAAAAGAAACGAGCGAUUCCACCCAACUAAAUUGUACAUGCAAAGGAGCAUAUAGUCUUAAGCAUUUUUAUACAAAAUAUUACGAAGUAUUGUGAUCAUAUACCAAAACGAAACGAAACAAAACAAAACAAAAAAUAAGGGAAAAAGACGAAAACGAAAGAAAACACACAUACAUAUACACAUACGCACAUACACACACACACACACAGAGAGAAAUAAGCAGACAAAAAUCAUGAACAAUGUAUUUUAAUUUUUAAUCAAAUAUAUUUCAUUUCAAGAAGAAA
Messenger RNA from Vespula vulgaris, 5827 nucleotides. RefSeq lists its product as uncharacterized. The record is from RefSeq and is a predicted model, not a curated record. The transcript is spliced from 12 exons. The coding region runs from base 316 to 3597 and encodes 1093 amino acids. Lineage: Eukaryota; Metazoa; Arthropoda; Insecta; Hymenoptera; Vespidae.